Molecule: messenger RNA, 1162 nt
Organism: Hypomesus transpacificus
Lineage: Eukaryota; Metazoa; Chordata; Actinopteri; Osmeriformes; Osmeridae
Gene: atpsckmt
Product: fATP synthase c subunit lysine N-methyltransferase
Exons: 4
Coding region: 246-944 (232 amino acids)
Biological process (GO): peptidyl-lysine trimethylation; regulation of mitochondrial ATP synthesis coupled proton transport; positive regulation of proton-transporting ATP synthase activity, rotational mechanism
Cellular component (GO): mitochondrion
Molecular function (GO): protein-lysine N-methyltransferase activity
Source: RefSeq, a predicted model, not a curated record
CAUAUUUUUGUAACGGACUAACCCAGACUUGACUGGCGGCACUUACGGACUGUCUUUUAUUACAUUUUGACGUUUUGUAUCAAUCGCGAUUACAAGUGUAGCAAGUUUUGUUUGCAAGAAUUAAUGUAGACUAUAAUGUAACGGUUUAUUUCGACUGUUGCUGUUUGCUGGCCGUGUACUCUAAAGUUUUGAAUGUCCUUGAAUGAAAACGAUCCACUGUGAAUCGUUACAAGUUAGCCAGUGUAAUGUCAGAGACAAGUAUAUUUGAAUCGUCUACGACACAAAAUAAAGUGAGCGACAGUGGUAUAAAGAAGCGCAUAGGACUGAUUGCCACCGGGCUUGUAGGGGGUUCUUUGGUCGCCCUUUAUGCAGUUGCGGGGCCGUUUGUUGCACCAGCUCUGAGGAAGGUGUGCCUACCGUUUGUCCCUGCAACCUCGGCGCAGGUGGAGAAUGUUCUGAGGGUCCUGCAGUCGAGAUCAGGUUCCCUGGUUGACAUUGGCAGUGGUGAUGGAAGAAUAGUCAUAGCAGCUGCCAAGACUGGAUUCAGAGCUGCAGGGUUUGAGCUGAACCCAUGGCUGGUGUGGUACUCUCGCUACAGCGCCUGGAGAGAAGGAGUCCAUCGCUCCACUUCCUUUCACAUAUCUGACUUAUGGAAGGUGAGUUUUGCUCAAUACUCCAACGUGGUCAUAUUUGGAGUCCCUCAAAUGAUGGACCAACUGGAGGACAAGCUGGAGAGAGAGUUGCAGAGCUCAGCCAAGGUGGUUGCCUGUCGAUUUCCCUUUCCCACGUGGGUGCCUGAUGCUACAGCUGGGGAGGGCAUAGACACUGUGUGGGUGUAUAAGGCUGAAACCUUUAAAUCACGAUGUGGAACAGGAACUCAACAGACUGUAACUCCACCAUCAUUUAAACAGUCCCACGACACAGACAGUAAUGCUGUUUCAUGAUCAAUUCUACAGAUUGUUUGCCAAGAAUGUAUUCAAAACCAUCUGUACCUAAGAAAAUAAUAGUAAAUAUAUAGGUCUACAAAAUGUUUUCUACAUUUGGACAUUACAUGUAUCAAAAAUGUAGAAUUAAAUGAAAACUUCCAUGCAACUUUAUCACAUUACUUUUGGUUAAUUCGAUUGAAAUAUUAUCUGCAAUUUCGCUGUAAGCAUUUAACAAU